This is a messenger RNA of Sardina pilchardus (European sardine), 1591 nucleotides long. It is a transcript of the gene irak1bp1, whose product is annotated as interleukin-1 receptor-associated kinase 1 binding protein 1. Gene Ontology annotation, biological process: canonical NF-kappaB signal transduction; immune response. Lineage: Eukaryota; Metazoa; Chordata; Actinopteri; Clupeiformes; Clupeidae. Bases 1 to 981 code for a protein of 326 amino acids. The record is from RefSeq and is a predicted model, not a curated record. The transcript is spliced from 6 exons.
AUGCCUUGUAUAGUCGAAGGGUUACGGGAGCACGGAGAGCAGGCAGAUGAUGACAGCGCCUGGAGCCUGGCGGACUGGGGCCCAGCACGCAGGAGAGGAGCCCCGCAGACAGGGCCCCAGCACGCAGCUGAUAUACACUUCUCAGUGGGGCCUAUCGUGGAGCUGACACCCGGCACUGGGUCGAGUGGGCCCAGUGGCGCAGGGAUGAUGAAGGCUCCCAGUCACAUGGGCGUGAAGCAAUGGCUAGAACCUAGCAGUCCUUCUCGCGUGUUUGCAGCGCUUCUUCCAGCUGCAUCGGAAUUCUACGGCGAUGAAAACUUGACUGGCUUCGUUAGAGUUGCUAAAGAGACUACAGCAGUGCCACAAAUACCGCCGAGAGAAGUUCAGGUAACGGGAAACGCCGAGAUGUCCUGCCCUCCCGACCGGGCUACUGUUUCCAUCAGUGUUAGCAGCAGCAAAGAGUCGGUCAAUGAUGUGCAGAACAGUGUCUCGCGACGCGUGGAAUAUAUAAUUCAGACUGUCCGGCAGCACUACGUGAAGGAGGCAGACACAGCUGUCACGAAAUACAUCCAAAAAGUGGAUGACCUUUACAUUAUGGAGGUCGAGGUCCUAGUGGUGUUCUUAGAUUUCGACAAGAUGCAGAAAGUGCGAUCCGUACUCUUGGAGAAGUUGGACAAGAGUGUGUGUGUUGGAGUUCCACACUUUACACACAGCCCGGAGUGUCUCAGUGCACUAAGACGACGCGUGUGUGUGGCAGCGGUGGAAAACGCUCGUCUGAAGGCGAGCGAGGUGUGUUGCACCUUGGGACAGGGUCUCGGGCGGCCCUUGCUGGUCCGGGAGGAGGAGUCACGAGAGUGGAGCUGCGGAGACACGCCCCUCACAUUACAACAGAGGGCGGGGCUUAUUGCUCUCACUGUCUCCUCACGCGUCUUUGUUUCCUUUGAACUUCGACCCAAAGACAGACCCAGGAAGAAGCCCUAGGGGCCUACAACCAUUGGUUGGCUAUAACCUCUAACCUCUAAUCUGUUAUAAUGCUCAGGUGCUCACUGUUGAGAGGACCAGAGACCUACUUUGUCAAAAUAUACUAUGAUUGUCAUUAAAUGAUACAUGGAGUAUCAUUCUGAAUCAUGUUAAUUAAGUAUAACUUUUGCACUCUGAAACUGUACGUAAUCUAACCAUGGUUCUAUGGUUCAGUGAUAUUGAUAAAUGAAGGCCCUGGUUGAGGAUGAAUUGAUGGGAAUGGAUGAAUGAUUGAGUACCUUGAAUGCUUGGUUUCAGUUACCCACAGAUGUAUUUCCUGUUUGCUAAAUUUAGAAUGGUUGAGGGGAAACAGUGCAAUGAUUAGGUAGCGAAACAUGAGAAAUGAGGACGGGCCAUUUUUGUUUUUUCAGUGUUAUUUCCAGUCUAAUGAUCUGUAAAGAAACAUGAACAUUAAUAGCUCAUUUCACUAACCAAAGAGACACUCAGGGGCCAAAAGGUUAGAUCACAAUUAAUCAAUCAAGAGUACUGUAAUGCGUUAUAUAAGUGGCACCACUUGCUGUUCCAAGGUGAUUUUAUACUGGUUUGUAUGCCGUCACUAUGUUGGAUUAAA